Chiloscyllium plagiosum (whitespotted bambooshark) is the source of this 1760-nucleotide messenger RNA. Lineage: Eukaryota; Metazoa; Chordata; Chondrichthyes; Orectolobiformes; Hemiscylliidae. The record is from RefSeq and is a predicted model, not a curated record.
GGGCAACGGAGCCAGGGGGUUGUGCUGUGGCACCACCCGGUUAUUAUCAACAGGGAGUUGUGAUUGAUCCAGCAACACAGGAAAACCCACCACCUCGACAACUGAGCCAACAUGAAGAGGAUCCAAACGGACUUCGGUCCCUUCAGGAACAAGGGAAAACGUAACAAAUUCACCAGCAGAUAGUGACACACUCGCUCCUCCUCACCCACACGUUGGCUCCGCAGCCCCCACCAAUGCAUUACCCAUGUGGCUGGGAGAGGGGAAAAGGAGUUGGCCUCAGGACCAGGCGGUUGGGUGCACGCGGAGGGAGUUGGCCUCAGGACCAGGCGGUUGGGUGAGACCGGAGGCAGUUGGCCUCAGGACCAGGCGGUUGGGUGCGCGCGGAGGGAGUUGGCCUCAGGACCUGGCAGUUGGGUGCGCGAGGAGGGAGUUGGCCUCAGGACCUGGCGGUUGGGUGCGCGCGGAGGGAGUUGGCCUCAGGACCAGGCGGAGGGAGUUGGCCUCAGGACCAGGCGGUUGGGUGCGCGCGGAGGGAGUUGGCCUCAGGACCAGGCGGAGGGAGUUGGCCUCAGGACCAGGCAGUUGGGUGCGCGCGGAGGGAGUUGGCCUCAGGACCUGGCGGUUGGGUGCCCGCGGAGGGAGUUGGCCUCAGGACCUGGCGGUUGGGUGCGCGCGGUGGGAGUUGGCCUCAGGACCAGGCGGUUGGGUGCGCGCAGAGGGAGUUGGCCUCAGGACCAGGUGGUUGGGUGCGCGCGGAGGGAGUUGGCCUCAGGACCUGGCGGUUGGGUGCGCGCGGAGGGAGUUGGCCUCAGGACCUGGCGGUUGGGUACGCGCGGAGGUGGUUAGCCUCAGGACCUGGCGGUUGGGUGCGCGCGGAGGUGGUUGGCCUCAGGACCUGGCGGUUGGGUGCGCGCGGAGGGAGUUGGCCUCAGGACCAGGCGGAGGGAGUUGGCCUCAGGACCAGGCGGUUGGGUGCGCGCGGAGGUGGUUGGCCUCAGGACCUGGCGGUUGGGUACGCGCGGAGGUGGUUAGCCUCAGGACCUGGCGGUUGGGUGCGCGCGGAGGUGGUUGGCCUCAGGACCUGGCGGUUGGGUGCGCGCGGAGGGAGUUGGCCUCAGGACCUGGCGGUUGGGUGCGCGCGAAGGGAGUUGGCCUCAGGACCUGGCGUUGGGUGAGCGCGGAGGGAGUUGGCCUCAGGACCAGGCGGUUGGGUGCGCGCGAAGGGAGUUGGCCUCAGGACCUGGCGUUGGGUGAGCGCGGAGGGAGUUGGCCUCAGGACCAGGCGGAGGGAGUUGGCCUCAGGACCUGGCGGUUGGGUGCGCGCGGAGGGAGUUGGCCUCAGGACCGCGCGGAUGGAGUUGGCCUCAGGACCAGGCGGUUGGGUGCGCGCGGAGGGAGUUGGCCUCAGGACCAGGCGGUUGGGUGAGCGCGGAGGGAGUUGGCCUCAGGACCAGGCAGAGGGAGUUGACCUCAGGACCAGGCGGUUGGGUGCGCGCGGAGGGAGUUGGCCUCCGGACCAGGCGGUUGGGUGCGCGCGGAGGGAGUUGGCCUCAGGACCAGGCGGUUGGGUGCGCGCGGAGGGAGUUGGCCUCAGGACCUGGCGGAGGGAGUUGGCCUCAGGACCAGGUGGUUGGGUGCGCGCGGAGGGGGUUGGCCUCAGGACCAGGCGGAGGGAGUUGGCCUCAGGACCAGGCGGUUGGGUACGCGCGGAGGGAGUUGGCCUCAGGACCAGGCGGUUGGGUACGCGCGGAGGUGGUUGG